Molecule: messenger RNA, 719 nt
Organism: Aspergillus alliaceus
Lineage: Eukaryota; Fungi; Ascomycota; Eurotiomycetes; Eurotiales; Aspergillaceae
Product: tubulin-binding prefolding complex subunit GIM3
Exons: 4
Coding region: 56-469 (137 amino acids)
Biological process (GO): protein folding
Cellular component (GO): prefoldin complex; cytoplasm
Source: RefSeq, a predicted model, not a curated record
CCUCCACCCUCUCUCAGGACUCCGCCCCGCCUUAAAAAGAAAAAGAAAAGUAAAAAUGAUGCAACGUCGCAUGCUCUCGAAAGAAGACGAAGUCUCCGCAGCAGGAGAAGAGAAUGAAGUCCGUCGCGAAGACCAGGAGAAGAUUAACCGGUUCAGCCGUCUUCAUCAGCGCGAAACGCUGCUCGAGGAGCAGUUGAAGGCUAAGCAGAAAGAUAAAGAAGAUCUCGAGGAGAUUUCUAUGGAAUUGGAACUUGCCGAUGAGGACGAAUUGGUGCCGUACAAAAUUGGGGACUCCUUCUUUCAACUACCUCUUGCUGAUGCCCAGUCUCUCCUUUCUUCAUCGACGGACCAGAUUGACACCGAGGUGUCGGGGCUGGAGGAGAAGUUGAGUGAUCUGCGCGAGGAGUUGCAGCAGCUGAAGGUGGCCCUGUACGCGCGUUUUGGACGGAGUAUUAAUCUGGAGGUUUAAUCUGUGGUCACACUAAUGCUAGGGGCUUGGAAUUGGGAAGUAUCAUGUUAAUAAACAAACAAAUUCAUGAUGGCACUGUAUAUGAAACAAAAGUCUAUAUUCUAAAAAGACAAAUAUCAAUACUACAGCGAUGAAACGCAUGUUGGUGGUAUGCUCAAUGUAAUCAAAUGUAUCGUAUGGAUAUCAAGGAUUUGGUCGUAAGACAUAUCUCGUUUCACAUGGACCUCGGAUCAUCAUCUAGAACAAAUAA